AUUUAUUUAUAUCUGUUUCCAAAGCCACAAAUUUUUUCAGAGCCGACUGUGAGGGUUCCUAAUUUUCCCUCAUUUUCUCCCUGCCCAAAUUUCCUCUGCUGUUUGGAUCUUCAUAUCAAUCAGCACUAAAAGGCUAUUUGCUGCAAAGAAGAUGAGUUUUCGGCAAGCUAUUUUAAACUUUAUUUGGACAAACAUCUUGAAGACGAUAAGAUAAGAAUUAAGCCAUGGCUGAAGAAGCAGGCAUGUUUGUAAUUCGCCAAACCAUUGGAAGUGUUUUAUGUUGUAAAUGUGGCGUACCAAUGCAACCAAAUGCUGCAAAUAUGUGUGUUAAGUGUUUGCGUUCAGAAGUAGACAUCACUGAAGGUUUGCAGAAGCAUGUAAUCAUUAGACAUUGCCCUGAAUGUGAUAGCUACUUGCAACCACCAAGCACUUGGAUUAAGGCCCAAUUAGAAUCCAAGGGGCUGUUGACUUACUGUAUAAAAAGACUGAAUUUGAAAGAAGUUAGGAUGGUACAUGCAGAAUUUGUUUGGACUGAACCACACUCCAAGAGGAUCAAGGUCAGGCUGAGGGUUCAAAAAGAGGUUCUUAAUGGAGCAAUACUUGAACAAGCAUAUGUUGUUGAAUACGUUCAGCAAGAAUCCAUGUGUGAAUCUUGCUCAAGGAUUCAGGCCAACCCUGAUCAGUGGGUUGCUUCUGUCCAAGUCCGGCAGCAUGUUCCUCACAGACGAACUUUCUUUUAUUUGGAACAGCUAAUUUUGAAGCAUGAUGCUGCAGUCCGCGCAAUUAAGAUCAAGCAGAUGGAACAAGGUAUUGAUUUUUUCUUUGCAAAUCGAAGUCAUGGGGUGAAAUUUGUUGAAUUUGUGGGUAAAGUUGCUCCAGUGAGGAGUCGCCAUGACAAGCAACUUGUCUCUCAUGAUCCUAAGAGCAACAACUAUAAUUACAAAUAUACUUUCUCUGUUGAAAUCUCCCCAAUUUGCCGUGAAGACUUGAUCUGCCUGCCUCCAAAAGUUGCAGUAAGUUUGGGGAAUCUUGGUCCCCUUGUAAUCUGCACAAGAGUGACAAACAGCAUUGCUCUACUGGAUCCUUUUAGUCUUAGACAAUGCUACUUGGAUGCUGAUCAGUAUUGGAGGGCAUCCUUUAAGUCUUUACUCACUAGCCGGCAACUUGUGGAGUAUAUCGUAUUGGAUGUUGAAAUUAUUUCUCCUGAAGUUAAUAUUGGUGGCUCAAGGUAUGCUUUAGCAGAGGUCCAAGUUGCCCGUCUGUCAGACUUUGGGAAGAAUGAUACUAUUUUCUUUAUAAAAACACAUUUGGGCCAUAUUUUGAAACCUGGUGAUCAGGCCCUUGGUUAUGACCUAUAUGGCGCUAACAGCAAUGAUAUUGAGCUGGACAAGUAUAAAGGGCUGGUCCUCCCUGAAGCAAUUUUGAUGAAGAAGAGCUAUGAGGAGAAACGCCAGAGAAAACGUGGGAAGCCUCGCACCUGGAAGCUCAAGUCACUGAACAUGGAAGUUGAUGACUCAAGAGGUAGACACGACCAGGAAAAGGCGAACGUGGAAUAUGAAGAGUUCUUGAGGGAUCUGGAAGAGAACCCAGAGUUGAGGUUCAAUAUAUCAUUGUAUCGUAAUAAAGAAUAUCAGCCUUCAGAGAUGGCAUCCGUGACUGAUGGGGAUGAUUUACCUUCUGUUCCAUUGGAAGAGUUGCUUGCUGAUCUUGAUAUAAGCGAUAUGGAAGAUGGGGAUGAUGACAUGAGGGAAUGAGUGUUGGUUAUUUUAAUUUUUGCUUGAAAUGAUCCUUAAUUGAGUGGCUUUGUGUUAUUUUCUAUGCUUUUCUUUUAAGCUUUACAUCAAAAGUUCUCUCAACAAAUGAUGCUUGCAGAACGAUUUGUUUCAUUUUAUUGUUAUGUCGCUUAUGAUCA
Molecule: messenger RNA, 1912 nt
Organism: Hevea brasiliensis (rubber tree)
Lineage: Eukaryota; Viridiplantae; Streptophyta; Magnoliopsida; Malpighiales; Euphorbiaceae
Exons: 3
Coding region: 225-1754 (509 amino acids)
Biological process (GO): ribosomal large subunit export from nucleus
Cellular component (GO): nucleus; cytoplasm
Molecular function (GO): ribosomal large subunit binding
Source: RefSeq, a predicted model, not a curated record